Molecule: messenger RNA, 811 nt
Organism: Thalassophryne amazonica
Lineage: Eukaryota; Metazoa; Chordata; Actinopteri; Batrachoidiformes; Batrachoididae
Gene: csrp2
Product: cysteine and glycine-rich protein 2
Exons: 6
Coding region: 112-693 (193 amino acids)
Biological process (GO): muscle tissue development; sarcomere organization
Cellular component (GO): Z disc; nucleus; cytoplasm
Molecular function (GO): structural constituent of muscle; actinin binding
Source: RefSeq, a predicted model, not a curated record
ACGCCCUCUAUUGAAAGCGUAAAUAUGUGGCAGCAGCGGGACGCGCUGCGGUAAAACUCGUUUACAUCUCUGGAAUUUAGCUGCAAUCUGCUUGAAUUUAAGAUCCACGCUAUGCCAAACUGGGGAGGCGGUAACAAGUGCGCAGCGUGCCUUGGUACAGUUUAUCAUGCUGAGGAAGUGCAAUGCGAUGGGAAGUGUUUCCAUAAAUGCUGCUUCCUCUGCAUGGUCUGCAGGAAAGGCUUAGACAGCACCACAGUGGCCAUUCACAACCAGGACAUCUACUGCAAGUCCUGCUACGGCAAGAAGUACGGACCUAAAGGCUACGGCUACGGCCUGGGAGCAGGAACCCUCAACAUGGACCGAGGGGAGCGGCUGGGAAUCAAACCUGAACAGACACAGUCUCACAGACCCACCACUAACCCCAACCCGUCAAAAUUUGCUCAGAAGUUUGGCGGCUCAGAGAAAUGCCCCCGCUGUGGCGACUCUGUGUACGCAGCUGAGAAGAUCAUGGGCGCUGGAAAGCCGUGGCAUAAGAACUGUUUUCGCUGUGCAAAAUGUGGCAAGAGUCUGGAGUCAACCACUCAGACGGAGAAAGACGGUGAAAUCUACUGCAAAGCGUGUUACGCCAAGAACUUUGGGCCCAAAGGUUUUGGUUACGGCCAAGGAGCUGGAGCUCUAGUCCAUGCUCAGUGACCAUCUGGAUCCAUCGUACGGCUCAGUCCCACGUGCAUGUUUUUCCUCUAGGUGAAGUGACUUUGUGUUGUCAGUGCUUUUUAAUAAUGAUAAAUAAAAACUAAUCAGCAAAACAGAA